Chaetomium strumarium is the source of this 1192-nucleotide messenger RNA. RefSeq lists its product as uncharacterized. NCBI's taxonomy places the organism in Eukaryota, Fungi, Ascomycota, Sordariomycetes, Sordariales, Chaetomiaceae. Bases 243 to 1043 code for a protein of 266 amino acids. The record is from RefSeq and is a predicted model, not a curated record. The transcript has a single exon.
CCGCAGGCCAUGAAUUCUGGGUGUGCCAGUGAUCUCGAUCUUACUGUAGAUCGUCGAGCGGCCUCCUCGGUGGUUGGCUAUUACCGUGUAGGUGAUUUCCUUCCACACCUAAACAAACUCAUGUCUUUAACGGACAACGUGUCAUUGUCCAUAAUGAGACUGUGGCAGGUUGAAGACGCCUUCAUUGUUUGCGCACGGAACGUUUUAAACUACAUCCUAUUGUCAUUGUUUCCCGGUAAUUUAUGGAGCAUGGACAAAGAAGCCAGCAUCGAUCAGGAGAGCAAUGUGUAUUGCACAUGAGGAACAGGAACUCGUGCCCCAGAAUCGCCGGUAUAAAAACACAGAGAGCAUCGCAGAAUCAACCGCCCAUCCACCUUCCAGGCUCCCGUCUAGCACCAGGCUUGGUUUCCCAAAUCUCCUGCACAGUUUCAAACAUGUCGAGCGCCCAGGUCUCGGCUUCGGUUAGAAACGUUUCGGCUGCUAGAUUUACUACGCCCAUGACACCCAACUCUCACUAUCAUCUGCCUGACCUGGGCUUAGUGAGCAGCCACGGGACUAGAAGGCCAUCCGUAGCUAUGUCAGACCUUGUGAGCCAGGACAGCGUAAUCGGGGAGGCUGAAGACGAGAGUGUUGUGAUUGCGAACGGGCUGACAUAUAGGCAGAUUCGCGACCUAUGGGACAGGGUGCGACCGUCAUUGCGAGGCCCAUUUCGCGGUCGGUUCGACAGUCCAGCCUUCGACGUUUCGCUUGCGAGGAUCCGCCGGGAUCGGACGGGGAUAAUAGGUGAGUAUCCGAGGCCUGAUAUCUGGUCUGAGACGGCAGCACUCUGGGAGCGGCAUGAAAAGCAGUUCGUGUGCGACUUCGAGGAGCUGCUGCUGAAGCGGGAUGACCAAAGAGCCAAUCCGAGGAAGGUAGGCCAGACAGAAGCCGCUUGCACAGCGGGUGGCGAUGGCACUGCCUUUGAAGCUCAGUUCCGUUUGAUUGAGCAAGCUAAAAAAAAUUUUGGCUGCGAAGACGGUGAGGCGUGUCAUUUAAAGGGUUGAUAGAUAGGAAGGCGAACCUCUUUCGCUUGAACAGAUCGGAUCAGACUGGACGUUGAAAGGGGAGUAGAAUUAGCAGCCGAAUGAAUUUCGUUCCGUCUCUAGUCCUAGAGUGUAAGCAAGUCCGGCCGAUAUCGAUGCUUGGUAGACGG